Messenger RNA from Hypomesus transpacificus, 1150 nucleotides. It is a transcript of the gene cdc42se1, whose product is annotated as CDC42 small effector 1. Gene Ontology annotation, cellular component: plasma membrane. Gene Ontology annotation, molecular function: small GTPase binding. The coding region runs from base 486 to 713 and encodes 75 amino acids. Gene Ontology annotation, biological process: regulation of Rho protein signal transduction. The record is from RefSeq and is a predicted model, not a curated record. The transcript is spliced from 5 exons. NCBI's taxonomy places the organism in Eukaryota, Metazoa, Chordata, Actinopteri, Osmeriformes, Osmeridae.
GAAGGCAAUCUGUGUAGACAACGGUUAGUUGUUCAGCCCAACGGCGACGACAUGAGUAUCGCUGUAGUGUUACUGUCCAUGUUCGUCUAAGAUUUUUGCCGAAGGACAGUACUUUUAUCGAGCUCUUAGUAAAAUGGUUUAAUUCUUUGUCUAUGUAUUCGUUUAAGACAGACCAUUGCCUGUCGGCUUCUCAGUUGGCCCAACAGAUGUAGUCUGACUCUAGAGAAAAACCAAACCCCAUGGGAAACCUGCACAAGAAAGGGGGAGAACAGGCCAAUUCUUAAAAGUUGAGAGAAUUACAUCCGGUCUGUGUACAGGACCUUGCGGGACACCUCUUGUUUUUCCUGGAAUAGUUGGGUCACUGGAAAGUUUUCACAAUUGCCCCCCAAGCUUCACCCUUGUACUCCGGCAAGCACUCGUCUGCCUCCAGGGCAUCAAGAGAGACCCAGGGUCUCCAGUACAGUUUCACCAACAGGACAGCUGGGAUGAGUGAGUUCUGGCACAAGAUCGGCUGCUGCGUUGUGGCCAAACCUCCGCCGAGGAAAAGGCGGAGGAAAAUUGAUUGCAGCAUGAUUGGCGAGCCCACAAACUUUGUUCACCUGACACACAUAGGCUCUGGAGAGAUGGCCAACGGACUCCAGCUGUCAGGGUCAGUCCAGGAGCAGAUGAGAUCUAAAGGCCCCAGUUCCAAUGGACGUAGAAGCAUGUCAUAGCUGUUUGCUACUGUGUACCUCCAGCAAUGGUGAAGAGGAUCAUUGGAUGGCCUUCUUCAUGUUUUCCUUGUCCAAUGAGAUAGCUGUGCUCCUUAUGCUUUGCAAAACUGGAAAACAUUUGGGAAGUUUGUGCUUUUCUGUGGGUUCCACAGGAUCUCUUUUGUUAGAUUUGUCCCACCGAUGGAUUUUCAGCCAUUGAGCACCUUUGUAUUUUUGUCUGUGCAUGAGCUGCUGAACUUGCAUACUGCAAAUAAUGACUGGUUCUGGAGAUGUCCAUAAGACUAAUAUCAUGUUUAUAUUUGUUUAAAAAACAUCUGAAUGUCCCAGUCUAUAUUCUUACUGCUUAUCCAAGCAGGAUAGAAGAUCAAACGUCUAUCACCUAGGCCAGCUAAGAAAUGUUUAUUCUCUUUUUCAAUUAAAUGUUUUUGUCCACCCAU